GUUUGGUUCCAGAAUCGGAGAGCCAAGUGGCGUCGGCAAGAGAAGAUGGAAGCCGACUCGAUGAAGCUUCAUGACAGUCCCAUGCUGUCCUUCAGCAGGCCCCCGAUGGUGGCCAACAUGGGGGCGAUUGGCAGCGCUCUUCCCUUAGACCCAUGGCUGACGUCCCCCAUCUCCAGCGCCACCACAGUGCACAGCCUCUCAGGAUUAAUGGGCCCCGGCCAAGCCCUCCAGCCAGCCUACACAGGGCAUUCCUUUCUCAAUAACCCCCCAGCCCUGCCCCAGAGCAUGCAACCGAUGGCGCCCGUGGCGUACCAGUGCGCCACGACUUUUGUGGACAAGUACCCCUUGGAGGACAUUGACCAGCGGAACUCCAGCAUUGCUUCGCUGCGCAUGAAAGCGAAGGAACAUAUUCAGACCAUAGACAAAACAUGGCAGCCAAUUUGA
Python bivittatus (Burmese python) is the source of this 444-nucleotide messenger RNA. NCBI's taxonomy places the organism in Eukaryota, Metazoa, Chordata, Lepidosauria, Squamata, Pythonidae. The record is from RefSeq and is a predicted model, not a curated record.